GCGGCGGGCAGGGCUGAAGCUUGUCCGGUUGCUGUUGGAGACCCAACCUGCCCCGCUGCCUGCUGAACCGCACCGGGCAGCGAGCGGGCAGGCGGGGUGUGCCGGGGAGACGCAGCACCUGGGGAUCCUUGUCCCAUCGCCAGAGGCACGAUGGACGCCUGCCUAGGAUGACGCAUGAUUGGGGGGGAAGGCCAAUUUUGAUAAAGAGGAUGAAUGGAAGGAGAAAAGGCACCUGAGAAGGAUGGCAAGCUGUGCCCCAUGACGACCUCACGCGUGAUGUUUUAUGGGUCCUCCUCCACCAUGGCUCCGCCAUCCAAGAACCGGCUUAAGCGCCAGAGCCGGAUUUUCUCCCAAGUCUUGUACCGGACGCUGAGCUACAAGGACCGGAGCUCAGCCUCUGCUUCACCGGCAGCUGGUGAGGAUGACCCAGCCGAACUCUCCACCCAGCUCUCAGCCCCCGGUGUCCUGAAAAUCUUCGGAGGCAACAUCUGUGCAGGCACCAACUACAAGAGUGUGCUGGCGACCGGCAGCUCGGGUGCACGGGAGCUGGUGAAGGAAGCCCUGGAGCGCUAUGGGCUGAGCCAGCUCAGCGCCGGGCAGUACGCCCUGUGCGAUGUCAUUGGGAGGUUUGAGGGCCCCGAGAAGCGGUGGCAGACGGAGGGGCUGAGGGUCCUGGGUGACCAUGAGAAGCCACUGCUCAUCCAGGACCUCUGGAAGCCCAGGGACGGCUUCUCGCGGCGGCUGGAGCUGCGCAAGAGGGCAGAGGUGGAGGAGCUGGCAGCCAGGGAUGUGGACACCACCACCGCAGGUCAGAGCUGAGUGCGAUGCAGGGAGGUGGUCUGGGGGGCUGUGACCCUCCCAGAGUUGCUUGUGGGAGAUGCACCCUGCACCAGCAGCUUUUGCAUGUGUUUUGGGCAUGGGGUGGGGGGGUGCAAGUGGGAGGGUAGCCACAUUUUAGCUGCAAGGUCCUAGGUAGAGUUGUUACUCAGUGCUCUCCUGCAUAAGUUUGGUACCCGUGACCUCAAAUACUUACCCCAGCCAGUCUAGGAGUUCACACCAAAUCCCCACUCACAGCUGGGCAGCAGCAGGCAAGACCAUGAGUGUUACCUGCUCUUCCCGUCACUGUGAACCUGCGUUGUGGCGUCCCAGGCCUCGGCACAGCUUCAUGUCUGGCAGAGCACUGCCCCGCUCCCCUGCACUCCCAUCUCCCCACGGGCAUUCCCCAGGCCAAACAUCCCUGGCAAAUCUGCAGGAACAAUUAAGCAAAAUGAAAAGCUAAUGAAGAGAGAGCAAUGUAGGGCAGGAGAGCCUCUCCGGAGGUGCCCGAGCAGGUCCAGGGCUGGCAGGAGGAGAUAAGUGCAUCAUUAGGAACCAGUAGGUUAAUAAGCGACCCCAGCACAGACUAAUGAAGCUUUCCUCCUCCCACCCUCAGAUAAAAGCUUCACAAGGAUGAGGGCAGAAAGGUUUAAAAAUCAGAUUUUUAAUUGCAUGAUGCCCUUGGUGGGUCUGACCUGCUGAUGGAUGGGUCUGGGUCAGGCUCUGGAGGUGUUGAUCAGGGGGUUUUGCUGUGAUGGGCACAGAGUGGUUCCUUAUGCCUGUAGGAAAGGGUCGUGAUUGUCAGAAAUAACUUAAUGAUGAUGCAGGAUUACCCCAAGUGCUCAGCAAAGAAGAGCCAAGGUUUCCUCACCAGCAGCAGAACAAAUGGCCCAACCUGUCCCACACCAGUGGGGAUGGGACUCCUUUCCCAUCUGCUCUAACACAGGCCCAGGCACACGGCGCGAAGGAAACCACCUGUGGGUGUUUCAAGGAAGAGCAGUAGCUGCUGGAGCCCCACCAGCUGCAUUUUUCAAUUGUAAUUUUGCCUGGGUGCCCCAAAAUCUGAGCGUGACAUUUGCAACUUUGGGGGUUGCUUGCAUUGUGGGUGAUCUCCAUCAGUGUGGGGAGCUGGGCUCAUCCUCUGCCUUGAUAGGGGAAGGAUGGAGGUGCAGUGGAAAGCAGCCCCCAGCCCUCAUGUUAAUGCUCUGCAGGGUGGUCCACUGGCACCCGAUGGUGACACAGGGCUCCCUCCAUGUGUCUGAUCAGGGAGGGGAUGCCACAGGAUCGGUCCCAGCUUGCUGCAUGUGUGAUGCAAAUGGAGAGAAAAGGGCCUGGGCCAGAGAGGGAGCUGCAAAGGUGGAUGAUCUGCUCUUCUGUUUUUUUCUCCAACCAGGAUCAGAGAGCCGUUAAGCACUUUGGGAAAGCAGUGACUAAAACCAGCUUCUUUUGAACAGAGGAAAGGGCAAGAGCCAAGUGCAACGGUUAUAGCACAUGGUGGGGGGGGACACGUGGCAGCUCCCUGCCUGAGCCCAAGGUCACAUCAGCUCUCAGUCUCAAAUACUCCCCCUUGGCUGCAGGAAGCAGCAUUCCCACAUGUGACCUGGAUUGUGGGUGGGCUUUACCACAGGGAGGUAAAGCUCCCACACAGGCUGGGGGAGCGGCAGGCAGCAGGCUGCCGGGCUCGGGAGUGGGCAGCACCGAGCUGGCCUGGGCUUGGCACCCUUUGGUGAUUUCCGAUAGAGGAGCAGUUCCUGAAGGGAUUGCGUGCCCUGGAUCUGGAAAUAAGCCCACUAUGCUUUCGAUGUAGAUAUCACUUCAUUUGUUUCAGCACUCCUGGGCGGGGUGGUGGAAAUUCCUCAUUUUUAAAACUUUGGGAAUUUUCUAUAGCUGAGCAAACUCCUCCAAGACAGAAAACACACCCACGUUUGUUUAGGCUGUCUGUUCUGCAGACUACACAGCCUUUAAUUGUCUUACCUGUUAAAAUCUCACUCCUACAGCCCUUUCUUUGAGUGGCACCAGGGGCUCUGUCACCAGUCUCACUCCAUGCUGAUGGCACUGCCUGAAGGGAUGCUGUGGGGCUGGGGCCACACUUUCCCACCCUAUCCACAAGCUGCCAGGGAUGAAUGGGAGUGAUGCAGCGUGUCUGGGGGAGGCACCUACUUCCCCCUCAUUCAGCACCCCAAAAAGACACAAAAUUCCUGGUGUCUGACCACCAGAGUCACCCUUGUCACCAGUCUCAAGCUGGCAGAGGUCCCCUUGUUGAGCAUCAGCUGCCUGCCCAGGAUCAUGGGGAGCUGGUGUGGAAAAUGCAGCAUAUGUGCAAAAAAUAAAAGAAAUUUGGGCUUAUAGUUCCCCCCCCGGAAAAAACAACAACAACAACAACAACAAAAAACCCACCAAAUAACAACCAACAAAAAAACCCCACAGACAAAAAAACAAACAACCCAGAGAUGAUGCAAAGCAGGAUCCCCAAGGAAAUACCUGCAGGGCCCUUUCCCACACAGGGCAUCCAUGGAGUGGUGGGGCUGGGACCACCAGUGUCACACAGCUCUGGAGCAUCACUGCCCACCCUGCUGCUGAGCUGGUGGCUGGAGAAAAGGCUCCACACCCAUCCGUGGCCUGUUAGCAAAUAGCUUCAGAGUUUUACCUGCUCAAUUAUUCAUUAUUCUAAUUAGUUGAUUAGCUGCUUGCCACCGAAGAGGAAGACGCUCACUCCUCAUGCCACUAAUUAGCAGCACAGGUAGAGCAUCUCUAUAGUAAACAAGGCAGGCACCCUCUCUCACUGCUACUCCUGAUCCUGCUCCUUUUGGGGAGCAACGAGGCAGCAGUUAGGGAGCAUCUGGCAAAAACACAAACUGAAGGGUGCUGGGACACAGGUGCAGCACUUGGCAUCUUUGUGGUAUUUUUCUAAACCAGCCCCAUUUUGUGCUGUGUCCUGAGCUUGUUGGGGCUUUCCCAGGGGGCUGAAUUGCCAGCACACCUUGAGAAACUUAGGAGUUAAACCUAUUAUAUUAAAGGAUGCUCUGGCAGGUACCUUUGAGGAUGUGGCUUUGAUAUACUUUAGCACAACUGCAUCCAGGGAGGACUCCCUGCAGGGCCUGCCUAGCAAUUACAUUAGGACAGACUAACCUGGUGUUAGCCCCUCCUGGGUAAAUUCAAAGAAUUUCUUCUUUCCUGGUGCCUGUGGAGUUAUUUAUUGACUGAUUUAUUUCUUAGCCAGGAAAAGGGAACCUCUUUCUUAGGCUGAACAAGAGGCAGAUCCCAGCCAAGAUCCCAGGCAACACAAGCCCCAGGAUGCAGGCUGAGUUUAGAGGGAGCAGCUUGGGGAAGGCCUGGUGGAUGCUGGCCAGGGGGUGCACGGUGCCCCUGAUGGGGUGCCCAGCGCUCCCUAAGGGAUGGGGUGCGAUCCUGUCCCCUUCCCAUCCGUAUCACCAUGGGGCUUCAGCAGCUGCCAGCUCUGCCCCGGCUGCACUGCGUCAGAGAUGCUUGUGCAGCAUUUCGGGUGGGAUAACCUGCAUGCGCUCGGGAGGAGAAAACAGUACCAGAGGACUGAAAAAAAACCCCAAACCCAGUUUAUGGAGAGACUUUGUUAUGCUCAGGAAAAGAGCUGUGUUUAUCUUUCCAGAGCAGCUCUGGGGUUAGCAGGGAGCCUGUGACAGGGGCUCUAUUGGCAGUAAGAAAGCAGCUUUUUCUACACAAAAUAAAUACAGAAGCUUCCUUUUCCCUA
Athene cunicularia (burrowing owl) is the source of this 4543-nucleotide messenger RNA. RefSeq names its product ras-associating and dilute domain-containing protein-like. NCBI's taxonomy places the organism in Eukaryota, Metazoa, Chordata, Aves, Strigiformes, Strigidae. The record is from RefSeq and is a predicted model, not a curated record. Gene Ontology annotation, biological process: signal transduction; neural crest cell migration; substrate adhesion-dependent cell spreading. Bases 214 to 819 code for a protein of 201 amino acids. Gene Ontology annotation, cellular component: microtubule. The transcript has 3 exons. Gene Ontology annotation, molecular function: GTPase binding.